AUGAAUUCUGAGUCUGAAGGAGUGUUAAUUCCGUUGGUCCAUGAACAUCUUAUGAUGCCUUGGAAUGAUCUAAGAAAAGGCGAUUGUUGUGGACUCUUGGAAGAUAUUAGUGAUGGUUAUUACUGCAAAAGCUGCGACCUUUUCCUCCACAAGAAAUGUGGCGAGUCUUCGGAAUUUAUCAAACACCGAUAUCACCCGAACCACACUCUUCAGCUUCGAAGUGAAGGAUGUAAUUACUGCAGUUUAUGUGGAAGGAGCAUCAGUGACCUAUUCUAUCGUUGUGAUAUCUGUGAUUUCGACCUGGAUAUAUACUGUGCCAAGUUCCCACCACCAGAGGUUAUUGAAAUUUCCGAGAAACAUCACCACAAGCUCAUCCUUCACAAGGAGCUGUUCGAGUUCAACUGUGAUGCUGAAUGUGGAAAGAUUACUGGUGCUGAGUUUCCUUACGUAUGCUACGAAUGUCAAUUAUUUUUCCAUGUGGGUUGCAUAUUGCGUCCAUCGAAGUUAAAACACCUGUCAGAGGUAAACCAUUCUCUCCCAAGACUCAUUUCGUUUACAUGUAAUGCUUGUGGACUGAACGGAGAUCGAAGCCCUUACAUUCGUGUUCAAUGUGAUUUCAUGAUUCAUCAAGACUGUCUUAACUUACCAUGCCUCAUCAACAUUAAUCGGCAUGAUCACCGUGUUUCUCCAACUCUUGUUCUCGGUACUGUGAAUUCUAAGGGAGUGUUACUACCUAAUUUUCACGAGCAUCUAAUGACGCCUUGGAAUGAUCUGAGGAAAGGCGCUUGUUGUGGAAGCUUCGAAUCUAUCACUGACGGCUUCUAUUGCAAAAGCUGCGAUUUUUUCGUCCACAAGAAAUGUGGUGAGUCCUCCAAAUAAAUCGAACACCCAUCUGACCCCAUUCACCCUCUUGAGCUUCAGGCUUAUGGUAGACAAUGUUGCGAUCAAUGUGGAAGGUACAGCAAAUUUGAUGUAUGCUAUGCUUGUAUGUACUGUGACAUAGAAGUGGAUCUUUACUGCGCCAAGUACCCACCACCACAAGUUAUUGAAAUUCCCGAGACACAUCACCACAAGCUGACCCUUCUCAAGGAGUGUAUCAAGUUUGAUUGUGAUGCUAAAUGUGGGGAGAUUGGUGAUGGGUUUCCUUACAAAUGUCUCGAAUGUGAUUUAUCGUUUCAUGUGGAUUGCGUAUGGCAUCCGCAAGAGGUAAAUCACCCUUUAGAGGUGAACCACUCUUACCACCCCUCGCACCCUCUUAAGCUCCACACAGGUCAACCACCCGACUAUUCUGAGGGAACGUGUCGUCUUUGCACAAGAAAGAUUGAUGAUAAAUUGUUUUAUCAUUGUUCUUCGUGUAAUUUCACUGUGGAUAUGCGUUGUGUAUUAAAUCCACCACAACAAUCUCUUCUGAAUUUGAGAGCUCAUGACCACCAACUCACACUUCUCCCAAGACUCCGUACUUUUACAUGUAACGCUUGCGGGUUGACCGGCGAUCGAAGCCCUUACAUAUGUGCUCAAUGUGACUUUAUGAUCCAUCAAGACUGUCUUGACCUUCCACGCCUCAUAAGCAUUAAUCGACAUGACCACCGCGUUUCUCGAACUUCUGUUCUUGGUGUUGUCAAUUCUGUUUGUGGAGUUUGUCGUCAGGAGGUGGAUUGGACUUGUGGAGGUUUUUCUUGUCAGCGAUGUCCCGACUAUGUCGUUCAUUCGAAAUGUGCUACUAGAGAAGAUGUGUGGAACGGGAAAGAACUCGAAGGAGUACCUGAAGAAACAGAAGAUAUAGAGCCAUAUGUUGUAAUAGAUGACAACACAAUACAACAUUUCAGUCACAAAGAACAUUACCUAAGCAUCCACGCUAAUGGUGUUCUUUGUGACGAUAACAAACGGUGCAACGCAUGCACCCAUCCCAUCUGUCUCCAAUCUUUUUAUGGAUGUGUGGACUGUGACUUCAUUCUCCACCAAAACUGUGCUGAAUUGCCUAGAAGGAAAUGGCAUGUGCUACACAACGAGCGUCUUACUUUAGUUACAGAUGUGGUUGAUUGGUUUAGAUGUGAUGCUUGUCAGAGACUUUCCAGUGGUUUUAGGUACCAGCAUGGGCAGAAGUCAUUUGAUGUUCGGUGCAGUUCAAUUUGUGAGCCAUUUUUCCAUCCAAGUCAUCCCGAUCAUCCCUUAUAUCACACUUUACCAGAUGGAGAGAUUAAGAGUUGUAAUGGCUGCAAAAAGAAGAGUGAUCAUGUGCUAGGAUGCAUUAAAGAUGAUUGUAGAUUUGACAUAUGCUUCGAAUGCACCGCUCUACCACAAGUGGUAAAGCAUAGAGUUGACGAUCAUCCUCUUUCACUAUGCUAUGGCGAAAAGGCAAGUGUUAAAUACUGGUGUGAUAUUUGUGAAAAAGAAACUAAUCCCGAGACAUGGUUUUACACAUGCAAAGAUAACCAAGCUAGUGUGCAUACAAUGUGUGUGCUCGGAGACUUUUCAAAUCUCAUGCCAGGAAGCACAAGAGAGACUUGGUAUAGAUAUUAUGAGGUAGUGCUCAAUAAUAGUAUAUCUCGUCCAUUUUGCAUUUCGUGCGAGUUGCAUUGCAUUUUUCCAAUCAUCUUAAAGACUGGAAUUACCUCAAAUAAAUACCUUUGCUCUUUAGAGUGUCAAGCGAACGAUUAG
Molecule: messenger RNA, 2658 nt
Organism: Camelina sativa (false flax)
Lineage: Eukaryota; Viridiplantae; Streptophyta; Magnoliopsida; Brassicales; Brassicaceae
Source: RefSeq, a predicted model, not a curated record